Molecule: messenger RNA, 7849 nt
Organism: Cervus elaphus (red deer)
Lineage: Eukaryota; Metazoa; Chordata; Mammalia; Artiodactyla; Cervidae
Gene: CELF1
Product: CUGBP Elav-like family member 1
Exons: 17
Coding region: 187-1731 (514 amino acids)
Biological process (GO): mRNA splice site recognition; regulation of alternative mRNA splicing, via spliceosome
Cellular component (GO): nucleus; ribonucleoprotein complex; cytoplasm
Molecular function (GO): mRNA 3'-UTR binding
Source: RefSeq, a predicted model, not a curated record
GGCUGAGGUGCAGCCGCUGAGUGAAGACACUAGUCCAGAGAGGGAGGUGGAAAGCUACAGUUCCCUGUAUUGUGAUCUGAGCUUGAGUGAAGUGAAACCUUUGAGGAAGCCAAAGCUGUGUGUAUUUGUGGAUCAGACAAGUGCAGCAAGUUAAUAUCAUUGGCUUCUGAAGGGGAGAGUGAGGUGAUGGCUGCGUUUAAGUUGGAUUUCCUUCCAGAAAUGAUGGUGGAUCAUUGCUCUUUGAAUUCCAGUCCCGUCUCAAAGAAAAUGAACGGCACCCUGGACCACCCAGAUCAACCGGAUCUUGAUGCUAUCAAGAUGUUUGUGGGCCAGGUUCCAAGGACCUGGUCUGAGAAGGACUUGAGGGAGCUGUUUGAACAGUAUGGUGCUGUCUAUGAGAUCAAUGUCCUGAGGGACAGGAGCCAGAACCCUCCACAGAGCAAAGGGUGCUGUUUUGUUACAUUUUACACCCGAAAAGCUGCAUUAGAAGCUCAGAACGCUCUUCACAACAUGAAGGUCCUCCCAGGGAUGCAUCAUCCUAUACAGAUGAAGCCUGCCGACAGCGAGAAGAACAAUGCAGUGGAAGACAGGAAGCUGUUUAUCGGCAUGAUCUCCAAGAAAUGCACCGAGAACGACAUCCGAGUCAUGUUCUCCUCGUUCGGGCAGAUUGAGGAGUGCCGGAUACUGAGGGGGCCCGACGGGCUGAGCCGAGGUUGUGCAUUUGUGACUUUUACAACAAGAGCCAUGGCACAGACAGCUAUCAAGGCAAUGCACCAAGCGCAGACCAUGGAGGGUUGCUCCUCCCCCAUGGUGGUAAAAUUUGCUGAUACACAGAAGGACAAAGAACAGAAGAGAAUGGCCCAGCAGCUCCAGCAGCAGAUGCAGCAAAUCAGCGCGGCAUCUGUGUGGGGAAACCUUGCUGGUCUAAAUACUCUUGGACCCCAGUAUUUAGCACUUUAUUUGCAGCUCCUUCAGCAGACUGCCUCCUCUGGGAACCUCAACACCCUGAGCAGCCUCCACCCGAUGGGAGGGUUAAAUGCAAUGCAGUUACAGAACCUGGCUGCCCUAGCCGCUGCAGCGAGUGCCGCUCAGAACACACCCAGCGGCACCAGUGCCCUCACCACGUCCAGCAGUCCUCUCAGCGUGCUCACCAGUUCAGCAGGGUCCUCACCCAGCUCCAGCAGCAGCAGCUCCGUCAACCCCAUCGCCUCCCUCGGAGCCCUGCAGACACUGGCCGGAGCCACGGCAGGCCUCAACGUCAGCUCUUUGGCAGGGAUGGCUGCUUUAAAUGGCGGACUGGGCAGCAGCGGCCUCUCCAACGGCACCGGGAGCACCAUGGAGGCCCUCACGCAGGCCUACUCGGGGAUCCAGCAGUACGCAGCCGCAGCUCUCCCCACCCUGUACAACCAGAACCUGUUGACACAGCAGAGUAUUGGUGCCGCUGGGAGCCAGAAGGAAGGUCCAGAAGGAGCCAAUCUGUUCAUCUACCACCUGCCCCAGGAGUUCGGAGACCAGGACCUGCUGCAGAUGUUUAUGCCCUUUGGGAAUGUCGUGUCUGCCAAGGUUUUUAUAGACAAGCAGACAAACCUGAGCAAGUGUUUCGGUUUCGUAAGUUACGACAAUCCUGUCUCGGCUCAAGCUGCCAUCCAGUCCAUGAACGGCUUUCAGAUUGGCAUGAAGCGGCUUAAAGUGCAGCUCAAACGUUCGAAGAACGAUAGCAAGCCCUACUGAGCGUGCUCCCCUCUUGAGACUGGAGUGAGAGGGUCUUCUGGCACAGCUUGCCCUGAAGACUCGGCUACUGCCUUCUGUGGGAAUUGCGCUUCGUACAGAGGACAAGUUUGUGCUUUGGUUUCCAGUGUUUUACUUUGGAGUUUAGGUGCCAUAUCCUGAGUUGUUUUUUUUUUUUUCCUUUAUUUAAAAGUUUGCUGUGUUUGUAACCAGUGUGUGUUGAGAAGGACCAACAUCAAACUGCCCUGGGGGAGGAGGGGAAAUGGAGAAACAUUAAGAAAGAGGAUCAGAAUUUGCCCCAAACUAUCCCAAGAGAGAGGACGAAGUCAGACGAAAGUGGACCCCCAGAAUCUUCCUGAGCACGAGAGUGGGUGAUGUGAGAACUGAUACCCAAGAGCUUUUUGGGGACAGAGCAGGUAGGAUUGGCUUUGGAGAGGGAGAGUGACUUGGAACCCGGCAGCCCUGGGAGCUGGAGGCUGAAACUCCUCUGUAGCCGCCUUCGGUGGAAAGUCUGCGUUCUUGCCAGCGAUUUUUUAGAUUCUCAUCUAGGAUUUCUGCCCCUCUUACCUAAGGAGGGGCUGACAAGUCUCUGGAAAUAAAGCACCUAUUAAAUUAGCCUGACAUGCAAAAAGCAGGGAUUUGUCAUCCGUUACCCAGCCAGCCAUUGCUGUUGGAUUGGCCCUUCCUUCCUGGCUGGUGGCUCUUAGGAGGAAGAAGCCGGUCAGAGAGGUCGUGUUUCGUUUAUUUCAACACCAGACCCUUAGACCAUGGCCCAUGUCUACCAGGUCCCUUUAAAGGUGGCCUCUUGGGAAGCCACUGUCGGGCUUCCUUUUUUGUAAUUGACCACAGCAAGGAAUGUCACUUCCACCCCCAACCACCAUUUUCCCGUGAGGGUAGACCCAAGAAGGGCUUAUGGUAUCUGGCAGAAGGGAGCACCUCUCCUGAGCAGAGUGAUCAAAAGCCGUCAAGUUGGGGGAGGAAGAGCCUGCUUCUCAGUCAACCUGAAUCCUAGGGUCCCUUUGAGCUGGUGCUGCAUUUCCCGGCGGCCAGCACUCAGUACUUAAAAGGAUUAAGCAGUCCGCGUUAGCCUCCUUGGUUGAGACGGCCCGGGCGUGGCGUCUGAGUGGAGGCGGGCCCCUCUUCUGACCGCUCCAGCCCUGUGCUCCGCUCUUGGUGACAGAGGAGACGUUUACAGCCUCCGUGUGGGUUUAGUGUUCAUUUACCUCAGUAUUACCGUGUUCACUUUUGUCCUCGUGCUUACAGUCAGCUCCCUGCUGCCUCCCACAGGCCUCAUUCUUGCCUGUGACCCACACAGCCUCGGGGCUCUGCCUCUGCUCCAAGAAGCGCUGUUAGUGGGGAGGCCCGGGAAGGACCUGCUGUCGGGAACGUGGCCCUGUCAGGAUAUGACCCUUAGCCAAGGCCAGGGACCGAGUGCCUGGGGUCCUCAGCCUCGCAGACGUCAGCCCUGCCCCCUAGCGGCAGAGGCGCGACCACAGGGGUUGGUUUGCUGUCAGUCAGACGGGGGCGCGCUCCUUGUCACGCUGUCCUCGGGCCUCAGACAAGCAUUGACCGUCUUGCUGUUGUGCAGGUAGUUGGUGGUGGUGGAUUAUCCCAUUGAAGCUGGGACAGCUGUUCCCUUCUCAUAGUGAUAACUUGGGUCUGUUGUCCUCUAAGAAACAUGAAACAUACUUCUUAAGCUGAACCACGUAAACUUGAAUUCCGCGCACUGGGAGAAAUGUGUCCUGUGUUUCAAGGAUAAAACUGUUCCAAAGGCUUCCAGGGUCAUGAUGGGAUUUUUUAAAUAAAUGCAAAAAAUAAAAAUAAAAAAGAAAAAAGAAAACAAAAAAAGAAAAAAAUGCUAGGUUGGGGAGGCGCUGUUCUGAAUCCCAACCGGCUGGAACCAAGAAUGUCGUUUCUAUUUUUAUAGAAGUUUUAUACAGCUCCGGGGUGGAGAAUAUUUAUUACCUAAAUUAUAUCUCUGGAAAAGGCCAGGAUUUUGUAGAAUCCAGAAUGUGAUUGUUGUACACACAGGGUGCUGUGUAUGAUUGAAACUACUGACUUUCUGUGGCCGUCUGCAGCCCAGCCAACCCGCCCGCGGGGGAGGAGUUAACGCUGUGAAUUGGCGGAGGAGAGAGCUGUGCUCCCCAGGCUGCUGCCGGUGCUGUGACCGCUCACCUUCUGUUCUGUCUUCCUCCUUGGCCCGCGUGGGGUUUUCCAAAGCCCGGAACUCCACUCUGCGCCCACCUUUGUCCCUUUCCCUCCCUCCUCCCCCGUUUCACUGUUAUUUGCAUACCUGUUUGUCCUGGGCUCCAGGGACCCCUUCGCUAUUGGCAUGAAAGUUAAAGGUGUAAUCAGCCUGCCUCUGAUACCAGACCCUGAGGCUUCAUACCUGCUGUGGGUUCUCCUUUCCAGAAGGGGUGCGCACCUCGGUGCAGCCGGGGAGCCCAGGCGCUUCUCCCCCCGAAUUCCCACAGCAGUGCUGCCCUGGAGCACAGCUCUCUCCCGGGGCCAAAGGUGGCGGUGUGUAGAAGCUGCUCCCCCUGCCAGUCUCACGGCGUCAGAGGGUUCAGCUCGGAGAGGGGGGACUCGCAGUCUAGUCUUAAGCAAUCCUUUUCUGUUGUGUGGGGGUUUCACUUACAUAAAUGUGUUUUCUGCUGUAGUUUUGUUUCUUCCUUGGGUUUCAUCAUGAAAUUGAUUUGCCUUGAAUGCAGCCAGACACUGUCUCCUGGGUCCCACAGGAGUGGCCAGGGCCCGUGUGGAAGCUAAGAGCUUGGAUUUCCGGCAACAGAGGGCCGUCCCCAUGGGAAGGGGAAGAAAUUCUGGCCCUCUCCCCCAAAGAAUUCUACCCGCCCCCGCCCCGGCCAGCAGCUCCAGCUGCCUCCCUGAGUCUCGACCGGGAGUGGGACGAAAGGCUGAGGCCCUGCUCCGCAGCAGAGCUGCUUUUCGGAUGCGUUUGGGCGCUUCUGGGGAAAUCCAAGCCUUGGGCUCCCCCUGUCUCUGGCAGUCGGAUGUCCUCCUGGUGUCCUCCGUGUCCUUUUGACUUCCCCUGUGUCCACUGUUAGCAUGUGCGACGGUCGCGUCAUCGCCCCCCCUGCCCGCCUGCGCAUUUCAGGGCCGCACACAGUGAGUGUCCCGCUCUCUCUCUGUUUGGAUGCAUUGCUCUGUGUAACUCAGUGGGUCUCCCUCUUUCUGGUUUGUUUUUUUUCUAGAUUCCUGCCGUUUGUUCAUCGUUGUGCCUAAAGCAUGUCGAUGUGGCGUCAAGUACAUCGUCCAAACCCCUGUCUCUUCAGCUUCUCUGAUGCUUGAACUCUCACCUUUGACCUUGUGUUGACCUUUGAUGCUGACGUGUAUUUUUAUUAUGUUUGUUUCUUUCUUUGUUUUUUCUUUUUUCUUUCCUUUUUUUUUCUUUUGUGCUGCCAAAUUGGUUUUGCUAGAACGACUGCUGAAGGGGAAAUAUUUAAACUUGCAUUUGAAUAUAAAAAAAUCUAUUUUUCUAGAACUUCAUAAGAUAACCACUUGAUUUUGUGAUUCCAAUCCUUUGUAAUUGUCUUCAGAGCAGCCCUACUAGCACAUACCGCGUGGUGUUUGUAUUUCUGUGGACACACAGCCAGUCCGUUCCUAGGCUUCGUUUCUCUGUGUGCGUAGUUUUAAAGACAACUUUGGAGUAAACAAUGAAAUAAAAGAUGUCGCUAAAACCUUUGAGGCUCCUGAGCACAUUUUGCUGAUACAGUUUGUAGGGCUUGAGGAGACCGCAUGUGUUCCUAUUUUUGUUUUUUCUGAGUUCUCAACUGCAGAAAACCCCUGAACCCUUUUUCCUUUUUGACCGCCGGCUGCAGCUUGGGCCCCAGGCCAGCCCCCGCGCUCCCGGGGCUCUGCCCUUGCAGAGGGCAGAGGGUCUGUGGGUCCCCCUGCCCCCAGCCCCGCUGCGCCCGCCCCCACACCUGUUCCUGCAGUCUCCACAGCAAAAUGUGAUACUUCCAUUGUUUUUGUUUUCGUAUUGUUUUUGUUUUGAAUUUUUUCCUUUCCUACUGAGAUGAUGCCCAGAAAAAACAAGCUCUGCAUGUCUCCUGCUGUUUCUUCACACCCUCGUAUAUAUCACCUUCACCUCUCUGUUUUCUAUAGUUUGUGCAAAAACUGACCGAUUUAAAAGGGUUUCAAAGAAGCUGUUUUAAAUUGUUGUGGGUUGAUUUUUUUUUUCUUUCCAAGAUUGUAUCGUUUUAUUUUGAAGUGGCAACUUUCUCCUCUAUUGCCCUUAGAGCGUUUGCCUGUGCACUUAGACUGUCUCCUCACAUGGCCUCCAGGCCUCGGGGGGCCUCCGGGCCGGCUGCUCUGCUCAGAGACGGGUGGGAAGGGGGUUCCAGAGAGGCGCAGGAGCAGGGAGAGCGCACGCAGAGGGUGGCUGUGGGCAGGCAGGAGGCUGAGCGCGCUAGGGGUCCCCAGAGGCGGAGGGCGCUCCCAAGCGCUCGGAGGAGGGCAUGCCUGCGCUCGGCAGCAGCUGAGAAGCACAGUACUGCAGUCUUCACACUGUUUACAGCCCGGGCCCCCGCCGCCCCACUGCUCUUCACUGCAGCUCUGCUCUUGCUUAGCUGGUGGGGUGGGGGUCAGGGCGGUUUUUUGUGUUUAUAUUUUUGAAUUGGGUGAAGAGCCAAAUAGCUACUGUCCCCGGGUGCCAGGCAGGCCCCGGUCCUUGGUUCCCUGAGGGGAGCCUGCCCUCCUCUCUCGGGGCACCGUCCAGCCUCAGGGUCUGCAGGGACUUGAGUGAGAAUGUGCAUGGCGAAGGGCGAGGCCAGAGGAGACGUGAGGUCGCGGGGUGGGUCUGUGGAGGUCAGAGGUUGCAGGGGGCGGCGUUUGGGAUAGCUUCCAUCCAGGCCCUAGCGGCUGGUGGGCGAGCGAGCUGGGAAGUAGGGCUGUCCAGGGAGGGGUGGAGAGGGGGGCCAGGGACGGGGGGCGGGGGGGAUGGUAGAAGCACUGUCUGCAUCAUCCACGCUGCGGGUGAUGAGGAAGGGUCUCGGCAGGCUCUCUGCCCCGGGACCAGGCAGGCGGCCUAGUGUUAGCUUGGGGCCCCCCUUACCUGGAGGAGAGGGGGGCCAGGUGGAGGCCCAGAGGAUGGUAGGCUGCUUAAUUUCUUCAGAGGGGUGAGUGGAUGGAAGGAGGCCAGGAACCCCAGCCUGAGCGAGACCGCCGCGCACCCCACAGUCUGACUGCACAGAGCGGCCUCUGUGGGCGGAAGGCGCCGAGGCUCCCCUUCCUGUGUUCAGAACCCAUGUUUGCCAAUACAUUUUGCUUUCAAUUCCAAGAGGAGCUCUGGGAAAACCUGUGGAUAAAACCAAAUGCCAAACGUUGGACGUUGUUUCCUUUUCCUUUUUCUCUCUCUGAUUGUUUUAAUUGUUCUGUGGUGGUUUUAAUGGAUUUGAGACCCUGGAGCGGCAGCUGCCUUUCUGAUUUCCAGCUGCUUUUUGUGAAUAAUUUAAAAAGAAAAAAAAAAAAGAAACUUUACAUUUUGGAGACAAACCUGUGUGAGUUUUUUAUUGGUACAAACGUUGUAUUUAACACUAGGGGUUUUGUACAGUUUUUUGCCUUUUCUACUAGAAAACAAUGUAAAGUGAUUUCACAAUGUGAAGAGAAAAAAUUGCCACUAUGACCAAACGCACAGUCUGUUCUGCAGCAACAACGGGAUUCAAUCAACUCAAAGUCGUGAUUCAGCCGUAGAAAUGCUUUUUCUUUACCUUGUUUGAGCUUUUCCUUUCUUUCUGUUUUGAUUUGCAAAAGAAAAUGUCUUUUUUGUGUGAACUUGUGUUGUACUAUGUAGAAAAUUAUGGAUUUUACUUUAAUGGUUUAAAAAAAAAAAAAAAAAAGGCAAGAAGAGCCCCUGUCGCUUUUCUGACCUGAUCACAGAGUUUGUGUAGUGGAUUAAAAAAGAAAAAAAAAAUUGUUACAAGUUUGGAGCAAGGGAGUAUGUGUUUAACAGGAAUCUCCUUCCUUUUUUGUGUGUUUUUCCUUUUGUCCCAACUGGGAACCUAAAUCUGUUUUAAUUGCACAGACACACGGACAAAAAGUCAUUUUGUAUCUGCCAAGUGUGGUACCUUCUUUGUUUAUUUGCUAUUAAACUGUUUGAGAAGAA